AGAACACGCGCGCGUGAGAGAGAGAAGUGAGAAGAGAGAAGAGAGAGAGAGAGAGAGAGAGCUAGGGUUUGCGAAGGAGGAUGGGAGGCAAGAAGGAGAGAUCGGGAGGGCUGGGACGUGCCCUGGUGCGGCAGCACAACCAGGCGCUGCAGCAGGCCAAGGACAAGGGCCGAGCUCUUAGCCUCGCCAAUCGAAAAGUUCUUGAAUCCGUCACUGAGAUCAGUGAUAUCGAUGCUGUGCUCCAGCAUGCCGAGGAGGCCGCUCUUCUCUACUCCGUGGAUAAUCCUGUCGCUAGUCUCAUCCAGCUGGAUGGCGGUGGUGAGACGAGCGGGAUGACGGCGGGGGAGAGGAGGGAUCAGCAGAGGCAGGAAGAGGCCUUGCAUGCCAGCAGUCUCCGGGUUCCUAGGAGGCCGCCGUGGAACGCUAGCAUGUCGGUGGAGGAGCUCGAUGCGAAUGAAAGACAGGCUUUUUUAAUUUGGCGUAGAGGUCUGGCCAAAUUGGAGGAGAAUGAGAAGCUUGUACUUACUCCCUUUGAGAAGAACUUGGAUAUCUGGAGACAACUUUGGCGAGUGCUUGAACGAAGUGACCUGUUGGUGAUGGUUGUUGAUGCUCGGGAUCCCUUGUUCUAUCGUUGUCCUGAUCUUGAGGCAUAUGCAAGGGAAAUUGAUGAGCACAAGAAAACGCUGCUUCUUGUCAAUAAGGCAGAUCUCUUACCUUUGUCUGUCCGGCAGAGAUGGGCAAGGUACUUCCGGCUUCAUGGGAUUCUUUUUGUGUUUUGGUCUGCAAAGGCUGCUUCUGCGUCACUGGAGGGAAAAAAGCUGAACCAUCACUGGGAAGAUGAGAAGUUUUCACAAGAAGCCACUCCUGAUACCAAGAUUUAUGAUAGGACUGAGCUCUUGGCUCGCUUGCAGGCUGAAGCAGAGGCUAUUGUGGCAAAUCGGAUGGUGUCAAAUGACCAAGAAUCCGUGCAAGAUGAUUGUUCUGAACCGGGUACAGUUCAGCCAACAUCUAAGCAUGUUGUUGUGGGGUUUGUUGGGUAUCCGAAUGUUGGCAAAAGCUCUACAAUCAAUGCAUUGGUAGGUGAAAAACGGGCAGGAGUGACUUCAACUCCAGGAAAGACAAAACAUUUCCAGACUCUGAUCAUCUCAGAUGAGCUCAUCCUUUGUGACUGCCCAGGACUUGUGUUCCCUUCAUUCUCCAGCUCUCGGUAUGAGAUGAUUGCUUCAGGAGUGCUACCUGUUGAUCGAAUGACUGAGCACAGGCAAGCCAUUCAGGUGGUUGCUGACCGAGUUCCUAGGCAUGCCCUUGAGGGCAUAUACAACAUUACACUGCCAAAACCAAAGCCUUAUGAAUCACAAUCAAGGCCACCGACUUCAUCAGAGCUCCUGCGAGCCUAUUGUGCAUCACGUGGGACGUCGGGUCAAGCGGGUUUACCAGAUGAGACCAGAGCUGCCCGCCAGAUUCUCAAGGAUUACAUCGACGGAAAGCUGCCUCACUACGAGAUGCCUCCAGACGGGGAAUCAGAGGAUGAUAACAGUUUGCUCGUUGGCGUUACACCCUCCUUUGAAGACCACGAAUCACACAUCAGUGAUGACAAUGAACACGAAACUUCAAUCUCCUUUGAAAAUGGCACCGAUGUACCUGACAUCAAUCAUGUUCUCAACGACCUCGAAUCAUUUGACAUGGCCAGUAGUUUAUCAUCCAAAAAUGUAGCUGCAGUGAAGAAGAAAAACACAGCCUCGGCCCAUAAGCACCACAAGAAACCUCAGAGGAAGAAGGAUCGAUCUUGGAGAGUAGGUAAUGAUAAUGGUGAUGGCAUGCCUGUUGCGAGGGUGUUCCAGAAGCCUGCUGUUAAUUUUGAAGCCAUCAAAGCCAGCAUUUGAAGCUUGUUUGUUUCGAUAUUUGUUGUGACAAAUUGCUUCAUUAGCUGCAUAACAUUACUUGUUAUAAUGUAACUUGUGCUAUAGAUAAAAUUGGCUUUUUCUAUUAAUAUAUCUCAGCAGCUGUUGGUGUUUUUUUUGGAAA
Messenger RNA from Dioscorea cayenensis subsp. rotundata (Guinea yam), 2025 nucleotides. Its product is annotated as GTPase LSG1-2-like. NCBI's taxonomy places the organism in Eukaryota, Viridiplantae, Streptophyta, Magnoliopsida, Dioscoreales, Dioscoreaceae. The record is from RefSeq and is a predicted model, not a curated record. Gene Ontology annotation, cellular component: cytosol. Gene Ontology annotation, molecular function: GTP binding; GTPase activity.